AUGGUCUACCGACGAGAUUUUCAACUACCUCUGCGCGGACAGGGAAAAACGGACUGGGAGAUGCACAAGGCCGCAUUGCUCGCGAGGGAGAGACGCCUUAGAGAAAAAAUCCUCCAUUUCGGUGAGCGAGUGAAGGCGGCGAGGCUGACGCAGUCAGCGGCCGAAGCCAGGCUAAAGGUGAUGGAUUCCAAGGUGAGGGUGUGUGAGGAUGCAAGCCAUGAGGUGGAAGCACUGUUGCAGUUUGCGAGACACACUAACGAUCGCCUAAUCCAGGUGCUGGAACAGCAAGCAGAAUACAUGAAGGCGAGGGUCGAAAACCUUCAGGCACUAGUAACGCGGGAGGAUGAUCUGAAGGCCAAAAUUCAGAAGUACCUCGAACAGCUGAGCAACACCAGGACUGCGCAUUUGACGGCUGACGUGAAGCUAAGGGUCACAGACUUCGAGCUGGCAGAAGCGAAGAGAGAAGUUCGAGGAAAGCAUCUGUUGCUUAGCCUAACAAGGGCGAAGAAGGACGCCACAAUCCGACAAAUGGAAGGGCGGGCAUCUGAGUUGAUGGCGGAGAUCAACGACCUCCGUCAACAGGAAAAUCAUCAGCUCGCCAAGUGGUAG
Arachis ipaensis is the source of this 609-nucleotide messenger RNA. The record is from RefSeq and is a predicted model, not a curated record. NCBI's taxonomy places the organism in Eukaryota, Viridiplantae, Streptophyta, Magnoliopsida, Fabales, Fabaceae.